Messenger RNA from Schistocerca gregaria, 1568 nucleotides. RefSeq lists its product as uncharacterized. The transcript is spliced from 5 exons. The record is from RefSeq and is a predicted model, not a curated record. Bases 311 to 1045 code for a protein of 244 amino acids. NCBI's taxonomy places the organism in Eukaryota, Metazoa, Arthropoda, Insecta, Orthoptera, Acrididae.
AAAUAGAAAUUACUUUGAGAUCGAAGUAUAAAGUCGAGGGUUAGGAACUGUGGGAAAACAAAAUGAUUGUGUCGCCUGCUCGAAGCUGUCAGCUGGCACAACAUAGCGAUAGCGACAUUGGUUUGUCAUGAUUGUGCAGUGUAGUAUAACGCGAUAGUAUCAUUGUUGAUGGCAAGGCUGCGUGUGUGGUAGUGAGCGAAAGUGUUCUAAAUAUACUAACGGUAUUUACGCCGAAUUAUCUCGUGACAGUUAGAUUUUCGUAGGUUAGAGACAGAUUUUUUUAUAAAGGUGUUAAUUUAUUUUCUGCACAAUGAUUGACAAGAAAGAUGAUGACUUUUCUACAAAUACUGAUCUGAAAUCACCUAGCCAGGCUGCUGCUAUUUUAGCACAAUCAAGACAGUUGUUAGAAACGAAUACAGCAUCGGUUCAGUCGGAAAUCCGUUCGUCGUUUGCACGAUUGGCAGAAGCACUGAGGUCUCGCGAGAAACAACUCUUACGCCAAGUAGACGCUCUGCAGAGCCAACAGCUGGCACUGUUACAAUCGCAUGAAAGUGUUCUCCUGGAGCGUUCAAUAGGUGAUAUGCCUAAACCUCCUAUGCAAGUGAAAGCUGAUUUGAAAGAAGAGGAAGCACUGCUCAAUGCUCUACAAUCAUUUGGUAAAGUCAGUGUAAACCGAGGGACCAUAAUAAUCAUGGACAGUACAGAAGCAUCAUACUCUACACCUUACAGAUUGGAAGAUUAUCAAGAUGCAAAUGAGGAUCACAUGUCAUCAUACAAGUCAUUGUCAGAAAGCACUGCUGAACAAGAAGUGAUCCGAUUUGGCUUCACACCUCGCACGAGUCUGAAUCUUUGUCAUAUGCCUUCAAAAGCAUCAGAUGCAAGAGUAACAGAAGAAGAUAUGAAUACUAAUAACCAAAAUGAGGAUUGCACAGAGAAUGCAACCGAACGAAGGCCAUCCCAGGUGGAGCAUUGGCUUCAGCAGAUCAAAGUGGAAACGGAAAUAGAACCAAGUGUUGCAGAACAAGACAAAAAUUUAGAACAUUAGUUAACUGUCGAUCUUUUUAUUUUUCCUGUAAGAAUAUAGUAUUGUAGUGAUCCUAUGCACAAUAUCCUGGUCAUAUGUGGUGUCAUAUGUCGCUCAUUAACUUGCAUUUUGAACAGUGUCUCUGUCAGGAAGGGUUCUCUUGUCAUAAAAUGGCAGCAGUAAUUUCCAUAUCUGUUGCCAAGUCUAUAUUUAUUUAUUAUUGCACUUAUAAUUGUGUGUGUGUGUGUGUGUGUGUGUGUGUGUGUGUGUGUGUGUGAGAGAGAGAGAGAGAGAGAGAGAGAGAGAGAGAGAGAGAGAGAGAGAGAGAGAGAGAAUUGAUUCACAUUUUCAUAGCAUGCUGAUAAAUUAUUUAUUUUUAGUUAAUAUAUUGUGUACACACUCCAGGUAGCAGUUCAAAGAUGCUCAUAUUUGAAAGAAAUGUAUAAUUUCCAUGUUCAUUGAUUUGUAUUCUUUCACAGUACUGCUGUAUUAUUUUAUUAUGUAUUCUUAGUGAGACAAUAUUGAAAAUUUGUAAAGGAAAUUA